Messenger RNA from Colias croceus (clouded yellow), 2340 nucleotides. RefSeq names its product flap endonuclease GEN (gene Gen). The transcript has 11 exons. Gene Ontology annotation, molecular function: 5'-flap endonuclease activity; four-way junction DNA binding. Bases 72 to 2282 code for a protein of 736 amino acids. The record is from RefSeq and is a predicted model, not a curated record. NCBI's taxonomy places the organism in Eukaryota, Metazoa, Arthropoda, Insecta, Lepidoptera, Pieridae.
UCAAUGAUCAAAAUCUAAUUAACAUUAUUUAAAUAUUCUUGUGUAUUAAAAAGUUAUGUAUUUAAAAAAAUAUGGGUAUCAAAGGUUUAUGGACUGUUAUGUCACCUUACUGUGAAAAGAAAUCCUUACAUGAGAUUAGAGGAGAAACUGUUGCAAUUGAUCUAUCGGGCUGGGUGUGCGACAGUCAAAAUGUGACCGAUUAUUAUAUUCAACCAAAGUUGUAUUUAAGAAAUUUAUUUUUCAGAACAGCAUAUUUAUUACUUGCUGAUAUCACUCCUAUAUUUGUGUUAGAAGGCGAUGCCCCAGAAUUAAAAAGAGAUGUGAUGGCUGCAAGAAACGCGAUUCAAUUUCGAGGAGCAGCGCCUAAGUCAGACUCGGCUAAAAGUCAAGCACCAAGCAUAACUAGGAAACGAUUUAAAGGUGUUUUAAAAGAAUGUGAAUCAUUAUUGAAGAGUAUGGGUGUGAGGUGUAUUAAAGGCAGAGGAGAAGCAGAAGCUACAUGUGCGAGAUUAAAUUCACAAGGAUUGGUAGAUGCAGUGGUGUCUCAGGAUUCAGAUUGCUUUGCGUACGGCGCCCGGCGCGUAUAUCGCAAUUUUAGCGUUUCAAGCUCCGCAGGAGGCGGAGCGAUGCAAGGAUCAGUAGACUGUUAUGAUGCUGAUAAAAUGUUUGAAUCUAAUGGAUUUGGACGCAAAAAAAUGAUAGCACUGGCAAUUCUGUGUGGCUGUGAUUAUGGGGCCGGUGCGUGCGGAAGUUCAAUAACCACCGUUUUAUCAUUUUUGCACACUGUACCUGAAGAUAAAGUUAUACACAGAUUACUAUGCUGGGUAACGGACACGAAAGAGUACGAAGACCAAGAGCGCUGGGUGGCUCGGCCGGGAAGAUGUGACCGCUGCGGGCACGUCGGCCGCACGCACUUGCGGAGCGGCUGCCCGGUGUGCGCCACUAACAAGGGAUGCGACGAUCUGGGGUAUAAGGCGAAAGUGGCGGAAUUAAAACGUGAAUUGUCGCUCCGAAGCCGGGCGCUCUCGUGCGGAAUGCCGUUCCCCGAACCGAAAGUUAUGAAGGAAUUCCUCGAUGCAACACCAGAUAAUAUAGAUCUCGACGCGGCCAUUCCGCAGCCGAGUUUAAUUCAAUUCGUGAAAAUAAUGUCGAGCAAAUUGGACUGGACGGAGAGAUAUUGCGUGGAAAAGUUUUUACCGAUACUUACAAAAUGGCACCUUCAAAGUAAUAUUGUUUGUCGGACGAUCAAACCUUCAAACAUCAUCAAAAAGAGAAACCCAAGAGGAGUGCCUAGUUAUGAAGUUGUAUGGACUGACAUUAACAACCAAUAUGAUGCACUCGUUCCAGAUGAUCAAUUAAAAGAAGGUGAAGAUAUAUCCGACGUUUGGACAACAACAGAAAGACAAGAUUUGAUGCGAAAAUAUUAUCCAGAUGUGGUUGAAAGUUUUGAGGAGAGUAUCAAGAAACCGCCUAAAGUGAAAAAGGCUCGUGGUCGAAAGAAGCUAGACGACAAAGAAAUUAAUCAAAAUAAAAGCAAUGCUUCUGUAAAACCCAAAAGAAAAUAUACGCGAAAAGUGAAAAAGCAAACUGAUAUUGUAUCCGAAUUGAAUCAUUCAUUGAAAAACUUAAGCCUCACUAGAACAACUGAAGCUAAUAACAGUAAAUUGAACGUAAGCGUAAGUGUUAAUAAACUAAAACGAAAAAUGAAAAACAAUUCCAAAGGAAAAUGCAAAGCCACAAUCGAGAGCUAUUUCGUAGCGAAAAAGAAAAGAAAGUCCAAUGCGAGUUCGUUCCGUAAAUUUAAAGAUACGUCACUCGUAAAGCUUGAAUAUCCAGAUCAUAAAAAGCUCGACGACGAAAAAGAGAAUAUUAACGAUAAACAUCUAUUGAAUACGCUCGAUAUGAGUGCAGAGGAAAUUCCGGAAAGCGACUUAUCUGACAUUGUGGAUAAUAUUGUCAAGGGAGCUCCCACGUUUACGACUGCCAAGCUCGAUAGCAAUCUCGUCAAGUUAGUAUUUAAAAACAAUUUGGAGCGGCGCAGAAUGAGUGUAAUGUCUGAAAUAAAAUUUAACAACAAUUGUUCAACGCCUAAAUACAGUCCCAAAAAGAAUAUUUUUAAUUUCUCCCGACGUUCAUCGGUUAACAAUGCAAAUACUAGUUACUUUUUUGAUAAAUUAAGUGAGCGCGAUGCUUUUGAAAUGUCGCUCGAGUACAAACAUAAAAGUGCGAUUAUAGAUGCUGACGCAACUGUUGACUAUAGUUUGCCCGACGUUCACAUUUAAAUCAAGUUGAGUUAUUAUCAAGGUUGUGUAAAUAUUUGAAUAAAACUUUUAUGCGGAA